Nomascus leucogenys (northern white-cheeked gibbon) is the source of this 1509-nucleotide messenger RNA. RefSeq names its product hepatocellular carcinoma, down-regulated 1 (gene HEPN1). The record is from RefSeq and is a predicted model, not a curated record. NCBI's taxonomy places the organism in Eukaryota, Metazoa, Chordata, Mammalia, Primates, Hylobatidae. The transcript has a single exon. The coding region runs from base 563 to 829 and encodes 88 amino acids.
UAUUUAAGCAGCUUCUUUUGUUACCCUUGUUUAUGUGGAAUAAAGUUGUCAUUUCAUUUCACCAAAAGUUUAUUGAGCAUCCAGUAUGUGCUAGGCACUCUGCUGGAUGCUAGUAAUACAAAGAUGAAGAUGAAAACAACACAAAAACAAACAAACCCCACUUCCUUACUUACCCCUCCCCACCCACAAUUUAAGGCAGAUUUGGCUUAAGCCUGGCAAGCUGGCCCCUCAAGGAUUCAGCACCAGGGUAUGGCAUGUUCUCAUCUCACCCUAACCUUCACCUGUGCAUCUCAAGGCUGACCAGCAGGUACUCCUUAUCCAAGUCCUGCUGCCUCUUCCACCUUCCUGAGAAACUUUUCCCCUACAUGCAUUAUAUCAUUAUGGAUGAGGCACCUGGGAAGUUUAGGGGAGCUGUGAAGGCACACCUGCUCAAAUGAGCCUGGGGAAGCGCCGAGGGAUAGGGAGCUGAGACAGGCAUGCUGUUGGGGUCAGGGCAGAGGGGGCAAACUAGAAAUGUCAGUGCCUUUGGGGCUGAGACAAAACUUGACCUAGUGUGGAGGUGAUGGGUAACAGGGGCCUUGGAAUUGAUCCACGGGUUGAUGGCGAAUCAGAGCUGGAGUUUAGGAGGCUAGGGAUGCAAGGAUGCUUGGAGGCAUUAAGGAGGAGGGGACAGAAUACACAGAGGGCCUCCUUCUCUUUCAGCUUUUUAAUUGCCCUCUCUCCUCACGCAGUAGAUUACUGCCACUCCUAUGAACUGUUCAAUAGGUGGUGGCAUGGGCAUGUCCUGGCUACACAGUGGCCCAGCCUCUUUAUUUUGAUGUUAGUGUGAUUAGGGAGUCUGCCCUUUUUCUGUGCCCUGGGACCUGAGCAUGUGGGAGCAGGGCAGAUGGGUGGCAGGAGGCCAGAGGUUGGAUCAUGUUCCCCUGAAAUGCUGGGAAGCAAUAAGCCUCCUCCUCCCCCGCUCCCCCCACCAUUUCUCUGGAGAUUAGGACUUAUUCUCACAGCUGGAGGAAGCUCAACAACUUUCCUGAGGACAAUGAUUGUUUGAAAGGCUUGUUUUGUAAGGAAGCCAGGACGAAUAUAUGAGUUUGAUGAGCUAAAACAGUUUCUUACUUGGUCUGGUUUUCUGGGCCAGGGGAGUAAGUGAAAUUCACUCCUCUAUAAGAAUAAGCCCAUCCAUCUCUUUUAUUCAUGAACAGAGACAGAAGGAAUGCUUGGCAUGGCAUGCCUCUGAGGGAGGCUCUGGGAGGAGGCCAAGCUGGCAGGCUCGGGUUCUUUGCCCUUGCUAGGGCCCAGGUCAGAGGGAAAAGGAAUGUACUUAUACCCUUCCCUCACCACUUUGUAGGUCCCCAGGUACCAGAUGCCCAGGGAAGAAGGCCUUCACAAUGACCCCCCAGCUCAGCACAGCUCCUGCACACCGAGUAACCGGCAUCUGGCUUCUCCUUAGCUUAGUGCAGCUGUGGAUUUUGGGAAAGUGGCCUCUCUAAUCUAAGCUUGCAAAAAAAAAAA